UGUUCUUCUGCAUAUUUACAGACAUAAUGAUUGUGUGGACUUGUUUUGAUCUUGAACAAUAGAAGCUAACUGAGCUGAAUUCUCACAGAAGGAUUUGCUUGCAUCUGCGAGCCACUAAUGAGGAGUUAUUUUUAUUUUGGUGCAGCCGCUGUUGAGUCUCGGCGACGUUUGCUUCAAAGUUAAUUAUCCCUGACCGUGGCCUUAAUCUUCACCCUGACGUGACCCCAUAAGAAGUUAGCAUGACGAUGCAAACCAGGGAGCGUUAACGGUCUUCAGUACGACCUCCACCGCAGCGUCCGUCCUGCCUUCUACAAGCCAAGAACCAACUCAACCCUCUCGUUGGCGGAAGCCAUGUGUCCUAAUCCCCAUGUGUGGUUUCCAGACCUCAGCCAAUGACAGCACUCAGAUUAGGCAGGGAGUCAAUCCAAUAGUGUUUUCCUUAGUCGGGACAACUGCGACUUGUCUGAGAAUAGACAAACUCAAAGCGUUAAAACUGCCGUGGUUUGAUUGGUUUGGCCAACUUUUCUGUUUGGGACUAUCGAAUCUUUGAUGAGCACUGAACUCCUCUGCUUGAUCCAGCCAAGAAGAGUCAAAUAGAGAUGCCAUCCCCAUUCGGAGCAGGCCAAACCCACGAGAAGAAGAUCGGCCACAGAAGAGUCGACGCCUCGGGAGAAACCACCUACAAGAAGACCACCUCCUCCGCCUUAAAGGGGGCCAUCCAAUUGGGUAUUGGAUACACCGUUGGCAACCUAAGCUCCAAGCCCGAGAGAGAUGUGCUCAUGCAGGACUUCUACGUGGUGGAGAGCAUCUUCUUCCCCAGUGAGGGCAGCAACCUCACGCCAGCCCACCACUUCCCAGACUUCAGGUUUAAAACGUACGCGCCCGUGGCUUUCCGCUACUUCCGGGAGCUGUUUGGGAUACGACCAGACGAUUACCUGUAUUCCCUCUGUAACGAGGCACUCAUCGAGUUGACCAACCCAGGAGCCAGUGGCUCCAUAUUCUACGUCACCCGGGAUGACGAGUUCAUCGUCAAAACUGUCCAACACAAGGAGGCGGAGUUUUUACAGAAGCUUCUACCUGGUUACUACAUGAACUUGAACCAGAACCCUCGGACGCUGCUGCCCAAGUUCUUCGGCCUCUACUGUGUCCAAAGCGGGGGUAAAAACAUCCGGGUCGUGGUGAUGAACAACAUCCUACCGCGCUCCGUACGCAUGCACCUGAAAUUUGACCUGAAGGGCUCCACUUACAAGAGGCGAGCGUCCAGGAAAGAGCGAGAGAAGUCCAAACCCACUUUUAAAGAUCUGGACUUUUUGAGUGAUGUUCCCGAGGGCCUCAAUCUGGACCAGGACACAUACAGUGCUCUGGUGAAAACUCUGCAAAGAGACUGUCUGGUCCUGGAGAGUUUUAAGAUCAUGGACUACAGUUUGCUCCUCGGGGUCCACAACAAGACACAAGCAGAGAGUGAGCGGCAGUCCCGGGGUUCGCCAGCAGAUGGCACGGAUGAGACGCGGCCCCUCGCCCAGAGAGCUCUGUACUCCACUGCAAUGGAGUCUAUACUGGGAGGGUCCACGUGCAGGGAAACCCUGGACCACGACGACACAAUGGGCGGCAUCCCGGCUGCGGGAGUCAAAGGAGAGCGCCUCCUCUUGUUCAUCGGUAUCAUCGACAUCCUGCAGUCCUAUCGGUGGUCUAAGAAAAUGGAGCACUCCUGGAAGUCUCUCAUCCAUGAUGGGGACACGGUGUCCGUUCACAGGCCCGCUUUCUACGCUGAGCGCUUCUACAAGUUCUGCAGCAACGUGGUCUUCAGGAAGAGUUGCUCAUUGAGGCCGUCCCCGUCCAAAAGAGGAAGAGUUCUCUCCGUGCACAAGUCCGCCGCCGGUGGAUCUGGACUGAGCAGCCAGCAUCCCUCGCAGAGUGAGGAGAGGCAAGAAAACCCGGACAACCUGCGAGGACCUCACGGCUUCCUGGUGCUGGAGGACGGAGGGCGAGAGCCGCCUUGCACGCCUCCCUCCUUUGAAGACGCCACCACCGCUUCCAUCGCCACCACGCUCUCCUCCGACAGCUCCUCACCCGCCACGCCCUUCGAUACACCCGAGCACCCGCGCAGCCGGAGACAAAUGCUCCCACCAUAUAUGUCCAAUUCUAGGUGCCACAAAGAGGUAGUUGAAGUUCACGAGAAGAAGCAGGACACUAUAACGGUGGAGGUGGAGCUCAGUCAAAUCCCGGCCAGCACGGAGCUCACACAGAGGACGCCCUCGCCAGCUGACAAUCAGCCCAGCUUCAUUCCUCCUCCUCUCAGUCCUUCAUCUGCACAUUCCUCAUCCACCCUUCCUCCCACCACUGCUCCAUCAGCUCGCCAGUCCUCCUCCACGCUUUCCAGUUCCAUCCGCCCGUCCACCAAAGCCCUCAGCUCCCCCCACACCCACACGGUCCUUCACCCGACACCAACCACCGUGACCCCCUCGGCCCGCAAUGUGGCGACCGUGCCGCCCUCCUCCGCCUUCACCCCCAUCUGUCCUGCACCGUCUCAGUCCUCCCCUCAUCUCGCUGCCACUCCCCCCAGCAGUCCUCCGGCCCGGCAGGACUCCAUCAACCAGAUGUCUAAGUCCAGCAGCCACAACUCACUGGACGGGGAGGUGCAGGUGUCUGAUAUCUACUUUUAUGCAGACGGCAGAUACUGGGUGUACUCCCCGGUUCUCGGCCGCCGUAAGCUAAACUCCUGCUCCAGUUACGCUCCUCAGGACGAGCGUAGCAAUGCACUUUCUCCUCUUUCCGACUCGGAGGACGACUUGGCGUCAGGAAGGACGGAGAAGCUGUGACGUGUUUCCCAGUGUGUGAUAUUUGAAGUGCAUGUGGACUUUUCACUUUAAAUGUAACUUUACGACAUUUAUACUCGUCCCUGAAGGCAGCAGCAGCAGAAAGAAGAAGAAGAAUGGCCACUAUGCAACAUGGACGCUUAAAUGGGACAAGCGGUAGUAAAUGGAUGGGUUGUGUUGCUCAUUUGCACUUUUAAACGCACUUUUAAAAUCAUCCAUUUGCAAAAUACAUUUUUGUGUUUGUUGCUGCACGGAAUAAAGGGCAUGUGACGAUGACGUCAUCAUAGCAGAACUGGCGAGGCAGCGUUUGAUUUGACGAUGACGUCAUUUGUAACCAUGACGACGACACGUAUCGAACACG
Messenger RNA from Nerophis lumbriciformis (worm pipefish), 3177 nucleotides. RefSeq names its product phosphatidylinositol 4-phosphate 5-kinase type-1 gamma-like. Gene Ontology annotation, biological process: phosphatidylinositol phosphate biosynthetic process. The record is from RefSeq and is a predicted model, not a curated record. Gene Ontology annotation, molecular function: 1-phosphatidylinositol-4-phosphate 5-kinase activity. Lineage: Eukaryota; Metazoa; Chordata; Actinopteri; Syngnathiformes; Syngnathidae. Gene Ontology annotation, cellular component: plasma membrane.